This is a messenger RNA of Leopardus geoffroyi (Geoffroy's cat), 965 nucleotides long. RefSeq names its product eukaryotic translation initiation factor 1A domain containing (gene EIF1AD). Bases 299 to 799 code for a protein of 166 amino acids. The record is from RefSeq and is a predicted model, not a curated record. Gene Ontology annotation, cellular component: nucleus. Lineage: Eukaryota; Metazoa; Chordata; Mammalia; Carnivora; Felidae. The transcript is spliced from 6 exons. Gene Ontology annotation, biological process: translational initiation. Gene Ontology annotation, molecular function: RNA binding; translation initiation factor activity.
UCGUCACUGGGCUUGGAGGAGUCGGCUAGAAGUCAGAGGCGCGGGGGACCUGAGUAUAUGUCCACGCCAUCGUCGUGACCGCCGGCAGGCUCCUUCUCUGUGCCUUCGUUGGCUUAGCUGCGAAGUGAGUCGUGGGCGAGCUGCUCUCAGCGUCCUGGAGAACGAGGUCGUUCGGGCAGCGCCCGUGGGAGACGAAGGCCAGAGAAACAGUCCUGGGUUCUGAACUUGCCAUCGAAGAAACCCAGGAGGAGGAGUUAACAGUCUUCCCAUCCCUCACCCCCCUGGGACGGGCCCCAGCAUGUCUCAGGCCACCAAGAGGAAGCAUGUGGUGAAGGAGGUGCUGGGGGAGCAUAUGGUGCCCUCUGACCAGCAGCAGAUCGUGAGGGUACUCAGGACCCCAGGGAACAAUCUGCAUGAGGUGGAGACAGCCCAGGGGCAGCGCUUCCUGGUGAGCAUGCCCUCCAAAUACCGGAAGAACAUCUGGAUCAAGAGAGGCGACUUUCUCAUUGUUGACCCGAUUGAGGAGGGAGAAAAAGUGAAGGCUGAGAUCUCCUUUGUGCUCUGCAAAGACCAUGUGCGCUCUCUGCAGAAGGAAGGGCUCUGGCCUGAGGCCUUCUCAGAAGUGGCUGAGAAGCACAACAACAGUAGGAACAGACAGACUCCGCCAGAACUCCCAGUGGAGCCACAGUCAUCAGGAGAAGAGUCCAGCUCUGAAGAUGAUUCUGACCUCUUUGUUAACACCAAUCGCAGACAGUAUCAUGAGAGCGAGGAGGAGAGCGAAGAGGAAGAGGCAGCCUGAGUCCCUCGACCCGCUUCUCUUGCCCAGAGACUAGGAUUGGCUCCUCUGAGCUCAGACAUUCCUGGGGUGCUCUGCAGAUCUUCCCCCUCUGGAUGGGGGACAAGGCAGGGCCCCUCUCUGAACUGACCUUCUGCUCAAGGAGAAUUAAACCCCUGGUGGGUGACGA